AUGUUUCCUCAAUAUAAUCAACGAAAUAUAGCGGGUGAAAUUGCCAUCUGGCUUCUAAUUACUGUUGGCGCUCUUCUCAUUCCCAUUAUUGUAGUCGCCAUUUGUUGUAUACGACAUCACUUGGCAAGAAAUCCACGCGUACAACUAAUGGACAAGCGGUUUCUACGUACGACGACAAUGAAUAUCAACCAACGGACGGACCUUCGUUCGUAUAAUGGUCCGUAUGUGGAGUCGGGUAAUGAUGAUCGACUUGUACUAUCUCAUAGCAAAACUCCUCCAACAUUCAUACCCACUAAUUCAAUUAAGAAACAACAUGUUCACUGGCCAAAUGGUUCAAAAUCACCGAGUGGCGAUGAUCUACGUUCAAUAAAAGAUCGACAAUUUACGCCAAGAAAACAACCAUUUUCGGGAGGAGAUACUUUUAAUACUAUGAUGCUUAAUGAAUCUCCGUCAAGUCAUCGUCGUCUCGCUGUUAUUCCCACUCCAUCUUCGGCUCUUUCUCAUCUUAUUCAAACUGCUAUUAUGCCAGCUGGCUCCACUAUUACUAAAUCAAGCGCAAGUCUAUUAUUGACACCAUCUAAACAACUGACACCUAAUCUAGCUGGUUAUCAUAGCAUCGUGUAA
Molecule: messenger RNA, 624 nt
Organism: Rotaria socialis
Lineage: Eukaryota; Metazoa; Rotifera; Eurotatoria; Philodinida; Philodinidae
Source: the annotation of a GenBank genome assembly